AUGCAGAAGGCCACCGUCUGUCCAGCCGAGGAUUACCUCAAGUCUCUAAAUAUCCCUCACAUUCGUUUUGAUUUCGAUGAUGAGUUGAAUUCAAUGAUGGCCCGCCUUCACAACUGGUGCGACCACCAGUGCAUCUUCCUUCUGUAUCUUUUUGGCGUGAUCAUUGCCCAUGGUGGUGAUGUACUUCGAUCAUGAGAAAUUUCUGGAGGGUGCUUUGAUCUGUACACCAUUGCAUUGGCAGCUACCAAGGGGGACACGGUGGAAGCAGGGAAGAUAGCAAAGAAUCCGGAACGCAUCUUUCAACUCCCAGUGUUUGCUCGUAUCGUCGAAAUGGACGAGAGCAGCUUGAAAUUUCGUCCAAUACCAUGUGAUAUUUCAAAAUCUCUGUAUGAAAGAAUUCUUCGUGGUAGUCAAAAAGUUAGAGCACGUGAGGGACAAAAAAAUGCCGCUAAAGCGGAGGAACUUUCAAGACCGGAAAAUGUUUACCGAAUGAAAGUUGCUUGUAAUUUCCUCAUGGAACUCAUUGACAGAGAACGACAUUCUCAGGACAAAGACAGCGUCUCCUGGCAGUCUAUCCAGAAAAGAUACGAACACAUGGUCUCCGAAGUCGACAGGCGUGACGAAGAUCUGAUGAAUAAGUACAAAUGUUUCGGAUUAGAUUUUACUGAACGUACUCUUAACAGCGAAGUCGUUAAAAAGCUAACUUGUCGUAGCUCAAUCACGAAGGCACUGAACCAGGCAGUAUUCUAUGGAAUUCACUACGACAACAGCUCGAACGUGCUUAUGGUUGGAUUGAAUGAAAACGCGAGACUCUACUCAGAGGAAGAGCUGAAGAAAGCUGCUGAAGCUUGCGAAACCUCUUCAUCACCCAACGCUGCUAAGAGUGUGUAUGGUAGACCGUCUACGCCCAAUCAGUCUUCGCUCGUGGUACCGCGAAGUGGCGAGCACCCUCAGAACGUAAGAGAUAACUCGAUGGGAACACACAUGUUCCAACGAGAAUGUCAUGAAGACAGUAUGCCUGAGGUGCUAGAAUCUUCGGCACGUGCUCCUUCUGCACCGAAAGCUGGCCUAUCCAACCGUACUUUUGCACAGCCAAAGUACUCCAAUGGAACUGCACAUCAUCGUUCGGCUUUUGGUGUUUCUAAAGCUGCAUCGACUUCUGAAGAGCGAGAGUCCAACUGGGAGAAAAGCUAUGACGACGGUGUACAACAUAUGGCAAGUUCCUCUCAUCACGCGACAAAAAUGAAUGAACUAUACGAUCGAGAAAGAAAUGCAGGUUUCCAUCGGGAGUUUGUUCACCGCAGUUCCAACGAACAGUACCAGGAGGAACAGCGUUCAAGGAGAUACUACGAUUACGCAGAAGGUCGUUUUGACCCCAAUUUAUCAAAUAAUUCCCGCACUGGUGAUGACUCUCGUGCGUAUCUGUACCAAACAUGUAAUCCAUACGCCAUUGAAAUGGACAAUUCUGACAAAAAAAUACUACAAUACAAGCCAUGCUCUGUUUUUGACAAAUGUCUUGAUGAGGAGACGGUGAUCAAUCAUGAGAAUUUUCGUCGCUCCUUUGGAAGCGGUGCCAAUGUGGAGAAGAACGUGUGCAAUAUUUCGAAUGAAAUGAAGGGUAGCGAGUUUGCCAAUAUGUCCAGUACCAGUGAUAGUAAAUAUAAGCAGAGAACAGGUCUCCAUAAGAGCGAUCGUUGUUAUUCGGAGGAAUUAGUGCAACGUUCGCAAAGGAGCUUUCGAAAUUCGUCGCCUUAUGAAGUGAGGACGAACAGCGGUUCGUCGACUUGUCAAUCCGGUCAAAAUGAUACUUUACGGGAGUCAACGUUGAGCUCUGAAGAAAGUGUUUGCUUACGCAUGAUUCGUGACUUCGCUUAUGUGUAUCGGAACCCAACCACUCAUGGUUUUCGUACUCUGGAAAAUGUUGUGAAUUUGUUGCCAAGAAAAAGUGUGGACUAUUGGAUUCCGCUUAUCCAGUCUCAUCUCCCAGAAGUAGAAAUUGGAGCGUUUCAUAAUGCGAUUCCCGACUAUAGUAGUCAUGAAGGGGCUGGCUAUGGUUGGAAAUAA
Angiostrongylus costaricensis is the source of this 2064-nucleotide messenger RNA. NCBI's taxonomy places the organism in Eukaryota, Metazoa, Nematoda, Chromadorea, Rhabditida, Metastrongylidae. The record is from the annotation of a GenBank genome assembly.